CCGUCAGAGUAGCCAAGUCAAAGCAAAUACACAGACCCAAACCAACGGCUAAAAGUCCGUCCUCGCUCAGUCACCGACGUUCAACCCGGAGGAGAAAAACUCGCCGAAGAUCGCACCUGUGAAUCGGUGACCAAAACGAGCCUAAUUUUGGAAAAAGUGGAAAAUCGGUUCGAUUCAUCGCCAAUCAAUUGCCAUCUCUGCAGCACCUCUCUUUCAUUUUCUUGUUCUCCAAUAUAAGUUCUUAUCCUUCACUCGUUGGCCUCUGAUUCUUCCCCUUUUGGUUUGGAAGCCCCGGGAGCUGAAAUUUGUGAAUUUGAUAUCUGGAUUGUGGUUGAUUUGAGUGAUGCAAUUCGAUUCCUGAGGCUGUUGGAGGUUUUUGAGAGUUUGAGUUGUUGAAUCUUUGGAAUUGUAAUUCCUUUGUUGGGAAUUUUAGAUUUUCGCCUUUUUCCAACUUUUGAUUUGUGUAUAGCUUUGUAUCUUUGAUGUUCUGUGUAUUUGGGUUUGAAGGAUUCAGUGGAUUUGAUUGUUAAUGGUCUUGUUGUAUUGAAUCAUUCAUACCUAUUGAUUGAUGGGUACUGAAGCUUGUAAUUUGAAUUAGGCAAAAGAAGGUUCAGGGUUUCUGGGCUCUGAGAAAAAUGUCUGUGGCUGCUGUUGCAUCGAGUCCCAUUCGCGGUGAAUCGGUACAUUCACCGGGUUUUUUCCAUGGCCAACCAGAGCCUUGCUCCAGCGAAUCAAUCCUAGUUUAUCUCACUGUCGCCGGUUCUGUGAUUCCUCUGCGUGUUUUGGAGUCCGAUUCGAUAGCGUCAGUGAAACUUAGGAUCCAGAUAUGUCAAGGGUUUGUAGUGAAGAAACAGAAGCUAGUUUUUGGGGGAAGAGAGUUAGCAAGAAACGAUUCUCUUGUUAGGGAUUACGGUGUCACCAGUGGGAAUGUUCUGCAUUUGGUUCUUAAGCUAUCAGAUCUCCUGGCCAUCACCGUUAGAACCACAUGUGGGAAGGAAUUCGAGUUUCGUGUGGAUAGAUAUAGUAAUGUUGGGUACCUCAAGCAACGAAUUGUAAAAACCAGGAAAUGCUUUGUUGAUCUUGAGGAUCAUGAAUUUUUCUGCAAUGGAAAUAAGCUGGAUGACCAGGUUCUCAUUGAUGAUAUCUGUACCAGUGAUCCUAUCAUUCAUCUGUUGGUUCAGAAAUCGGCUAAGGUCAGAGCUAAGCCUGUUGACAAAGAUUUUGAGCUAUCAGUUGUUGCAGAAGAUAGAAAUGAAGGGACAAGAGAUGGAGCCAAUGAAGGAGAGAAUCGAUCUGAGGAGCAGCUUCAGGUUGUGGAGAAGGAGCCACCAGAUAGAGAUUUCUGGUUGGAACCUAUCAUUGUUAAUCCGAAGCUCAAGUUCCCUUCAUUCAUUUGGGAUUUGAUCAACUCCACAUUUGAUGGAUUGGACAGUGGGAACCACCCAAUCUUAUCGUCUGAGGGAACUGGAGGAACUUAUUUCAUGCAAGAUUCGUUGGGUCUCAAGUAUGUUUCUGUUUUCAAGCCCAUGGAUGAGGAGCCCAUGGCUGUUAAUAAUCCUAGAGGGUUGCCUGCAUCCUCAAAUGGUGAAGGAUUGAAAAGGGGGACAAGAGUAGGAGAAGGAGCAGUGAGGGAAGUUGCAGCAUACGUACUGGAUCAUCCAAAGAGUGGGCCUCGAUUGUUUUCAGAUGAAGAGAUUGGCUUUGCAGGUGUUCCACCUACUGUAAUGGUUCAGUGCUUGCACAAAGGAUUUAACCAUCCAGAAGGGUAUGAGUGCUCAGAAGAGAAGGUCAAGAUUGGAUCAUUGCAGAAGUUCAUGAACAGCCAUGGAAGUUGCGAGGACAUGGGCCCUGGGGCUUUCCCUGUAGAGGAGGUCCAUAAGAUUAGUGUUUUUGAUAUAAGAAUGGCGAAUACAGAUAGGCAUGCUGGGAAUAUUCUGGUGAACAAAGAGGGUAAAGAUGGCCAGAUUGUGCUUAUUCCAAUUGAUCACGGAUAUUGCUUGCCUGAGAAUUUUGAAGAUUGCACUUUUGAUUGGCUUUACUGGCCACAAGCCCGCCAGCCUUUCUCCCUGGACACCAUUGACUACAUAAACUCACUGGAUGCUGAGCAAGAUAUCGCGCUUCUGAAAUUCUGUGGUUGGGAGCUUUCCCUUGAAUGUGCCCGCACGCUUCGCAUCUCCACCAUGCUUCUGAAGAAAGGUGCACAGAGGGGUCUUACUCCUUUUGUAAUUGGAAGCAUCAUGUCCAGAGUAACCUUGAACAAGGAAUCUGUCAUUGAGGAGAUUGUUCAGGAAGCCCAGGAUUCCUUGCUUCCUGGAAUGAGUGAAGCUGCAUUUCUUGAGACCAUCUCCCAGCUGAUUGAUACCCGACUUGACAAGCUUAUGAAAUAAUUGUCAUGGGGUUUAUAUUAUAGGUAUAUAACCAUAUAUAUGUAUGUAGAGUUGAAACGGCCAGUCCAUUUUUUGGGUGGACCGCUGAGUUGUAUGAAAUGCCAAUGGCUUCUGACCAACACUGGUAAAGCCUUGGCUUUUUUUCACUUCUGUUCUUUCCAUUGUUGAGACUAUUAAGAAGUUGAACAGAGGAUUAAGCUUAUGAAUAAUAUCCGUUCUGUUCGGUUUUCAUGUA
Vitis riparia (riverbank grape) is the source of this 2622-nucleotide messenger RNA. RefSeq names its product phosphatidylinositol 4-kinase gamma 2-like. The record is from RefSeq and is a predicted model, not a curated record. NCBI's taxonomy places the organism in Eukaryota, Viridiplantae, Streptophyta, Magnoliopsida, Vitales, Vitaceae. The coding region runs from base 636 to 2387 and encodes 583 amino acids. The transcript has 3 exons. Gene Ontology annotation, molecular function: protein binding.